UGAGGACUUCAGCUGGACUGCUUGUGAUGCUAUUAACAGUAUCCCAAGCUCCUAUUAAGUACGUACAGCUGGCCACGGCGUGUUUGUCCAAUGGCGAGCAGCUGGUGUUUUGCGACUCCGAGGGAACGGAUCUUCAGUACAGUUGGGCUCUCAACCAUCAAAGACUGGAGGACACGGCGCUUCUCUCUGGACAUAUCCAUUCGAAGAGUAUCAUCCUCAAACAGCAUGUCUCAGGAUGGCUGGUGUGCAAUGUCAGGAAUCACAUCAGUGAUGACAAAGGAGGAGUUGACAUAGAUACUUGUGACCUACCCUUGCCUGUUGUAACAGGCACAACUCCUCUUGCUGCGUCUGGCUCAGCAGCCGUGUCUCCUGACCCCUUGUAUGAGGCAGCCUCAUCUUUACUCCCAACUGAAGGAGAGCCAACACCAUCUUCACUUUUGUCAGGGAGGAGUGUAGAGAGCCAAAAAGACAUUGCUACUGGCACUGGCUCCACAGAUGGGGAAAAUAACAGACGUGAGACCCCAGAAAGAGACAGAGAAAUGGAGGAUGCAGCAGAUAAUUUUCUGUCGGAGGACCCAGGAUUUGUAUUUGUGAACUGCAGUUCAAAUGGAACGCAUAUAUCACAGUGGAGGCCUGUCAAUGACACUAUCUGCGAUAAGCCAAUUUAUAUACCCAUCUCCUCUCAAAUUGUUGUGCUGAUAAGUCGUAACAGCUGUGGGGCAGCGAUCAUUGUGUUAAUGAUUGGAGUGGUGAUAUUCUACACGCUGAAGAAAACGGAGAACAAGACACACGAAGUUCAACCUUGGCAAGCCGGGUGUGGCACACUUGGGAGUGCACCUGCAGCUCAUCAUCAAUCACCACUGCUUUUAAGGAGCGGCCUGGGCAGGACACCCACCCAGCAAAGCCCUCGAAGCCACCAGCCAUAGACUCAACCAUCACCCCCGCACCCCCUCAGCAUCUUACCUUUGUUAGAUAAAAUCCCUUCACUCUACAUCUGUUUCCCGGUCGCAUUUUGUUCCACAUCAGCUUUGCCUACCUUGCCUUUACACCAUAUUUCAUUUCAUAUUUUAAUGCAUGCUCA
Messenger RNA from Corythoichthys intestinalis (scribbled pipefish), 1081 nucleotides. RefSeq lists its product as uncharacterized. The record is from RefSeq and is a predicted model, not a curated record. The transcript has 8 exons. Bases 27 to 926 code for a protein of 299 amino acids. Lineage: Eukaryota; Metazoa; Chordata; Actinopteri; Syngnathiformes; Syngnathidae.